CACUUUCUUUAAACAAAUGAAAAACAACCAGAUGACGGAAAAGGCCUCCACCUAAACAUCGGCACAGUGAUCAAUGUUUCUACAAUUAAUUUUUAGUUUUUCCUUUAUUGCAUGUUUUGCAGAAGUAACAGAACUACCAACAACAGAACCAAAACCAACAACAUCAGGAUGUGAUGAGCAGCCUUUCAAUACAACUUCUACUGACGACUUCUCAAUAGUACCAUCAUCGAUUGAACAUGGAAAAGAUGUUUUAGACAUUCUGAAUAAAACAGGCCAACCACUUAAUUCAUGGUCACCUUUAUAUACAAAUGAAUCAUAUAUUGUUUUCACCAGUAAAGUUCCUGUAACAUUUAUGUCUGUGGCAGUUAACGUCAAAAAUGUAGAAUCUGUGACUCUUGAAGUUGAAAGAUAUAUAAAGCCACAAGAAGCCAACGAACCAUUGGUAUCAUUCAAGUUGCCUGAGAGAAUAGACAGCAGUAUAUUCAAAUUAGUCUUCGUCCCAAGUGGUGAUCUGAUUCCAGUUAUAAGCAAUCUUCAAAUCGAAGUUUGUUAUGGAGGUAUAAAUAGAAUCUGA
This is a messenger RNA of Mytilus trossulus (common blue mussel), 574 nucleotides long. RefSeq lists its product as uncharacterized. The transcript has 5 exons. Lineage: Eukaryota; Metazoa; Mollusca; Bivalvia; Mytilida; Mytilidae. The record is from RefSeq and is a predicted model, not a curated record. The coding region runs from base 74 to 574 and encodes 166 amino acids.